This is a messenger RNA of Schistocerca cancellata (South American locust), 1491 nucleotides long. RefSeq names its product WAS/WASL-interacting protein family member 2-like. The coding region runs from base 1 to 1491 and encodes 496 amino acids. The record is from RefSeq and is a predicted model, not a curated record. The transcript has 6 exons. NCBI's taxonomy places the organism in Eukaryota, Metazoa, Arthropoda, Insecta, Orthoptera, Acrididae.
AUGUGGUGUGUGAGAGCGCCGCCGCUGACCCCUGCAGGCGUGCCGGCGCCGCGUACACCUGCAGCUGCUGCCCUGCCGCCUCGCAGCUCGCCACACGCAGCCGACCUGCCAGCUCCGUCUGAUCGGCCAAUUACACCUGUCUGGCAGCGCCUCGGUACUGCUUCUGCCUUCCACGGCUGCGUUAGUGGACGCCUGCCGCCCGCGGCGGUAACGGUAAGCCAGCGGCUACGCUGUUCUCCUUCUAGGAAGGCACAAGAAGCGCCGCGCGAUAACCGCCGGCCCGCCUGCCUGCCUGCUGGCCGGACUCGGUCUGGAUCAGCGCCGUUGCGGACCGGACAGGUCUGUGAGGCGCCGCCGAGAAGCGGAGAGGACGCGGAAAGGCAGCAGCGGAUGGGCGUGGCCGUGGCGCCGACCUGCUUCCCGCACGCACGUCUGUCUCUGCCGCCGCCGCCGCCGCAUGGCACGCAAUUAGCAGUCGAUAAAGGAAAGCGCUUUUUGCGGCGGCCGGCCGCAUGCAAGUUCUCCCGAAACGUUCAGCGGCGCGGCGGUCGUGAUGUGGAACGAGGUCGCGCCGACCGCGGCCGUGAGAAAGUCCGCCUCUAUCAGCCCGGCGCGGCGACUCCGGCGCCAUUAGCGCGUCGCUUCCGGCCGGGCCAGCAGGCUCCCACGCGGCCUUGCGGCGGCGCCGGUCCUCUGGGGAGACAGCAGACAGCGCUGUCCGUCAAGGCGAGCGCUCGGCGGCCGCCUCCGCUGUCGCCGCUUCCGCCGCCGGCCACGCGACGGCUUCCGGGCCGCGCCGCUGACGGACGGCGCCAACAGCCGCUGCCUGCGCCCCUGCGUGACCGGCCUACCUUACCGCGCCGCGCCGCGCCGCCCUGUCCCCCCUGCGUCUCGUUCUCCACGUUAUCACUACGAGCAAAUAGUUCGAAACGUUCCUCCGUCGCCCGCAUCUCGUGGUCGUGCGUUUGUCGCGGGCCGCGGCGCGCUGUUCGGAAAACACGGCUGAAUAUUUCACGGCCGGGGAUUGCGGCCCGGGUCGAUCCCGGCGCGUGUCCGAGCGCCGAGCCGCUGCCCGCGCCAAGAAGCGACCCGGCCGGUUGCGAGCAGCCGGUGCCGACCGCCGACCGCCGACCGCCGACUGCCCACCCGCGGACGCUGGCCGGAGUGCGGGACGCACCGCAGCGGCCCGCGAUGACCCACUUCUGCCGCGCCGGUCCCGUCCCCAGCGCAUACGGAGACAGGAAUCCAAGGCACUUUAAAGUCGAGCACCUUGCACCUCCUCCUCAAAAUAAUUUUCACGUGGCGCCGCCGUCGCCGCCGCCGCACUGCACCUCCAGUAGAGCACUCGGCGCCGCCUGCGAGAGGUGGCCGUCUCACUUUCUCCGGCGGCGCGGCGCGGCUCGCUGGGCCAUUUCUCCAUUAUUAAGGCGCGCCCGCCGCGGCGCUUGGCGCUCCUUUGUUUGGACGCCCGGUAAUCAUAGCUUCGCAUGA